Sesamum indicum (sesame) is the source of this 5277-nucleotide messenger RNA. The record is from RefSeq and is a predicted model, not a curated record. NCBI's taxonomy places the organism in Eukaryota, Viridiplantae, Streptophyta, Magnoliopsida, Lamiales, Pedaliaceae.
AUGGAAACUCCGGCAGGAGACUCAACACCAAUUGUCCAUCUAUCCCGACAGGAAAUGGAUACACCCGUGGCCGGUCGAGAGGGAACGGUACAAUUGACACGGCGGGAACUGCAGCAGAUGAUGGAAGAGGCAGGGAGAAAAGCCCUGGUGGCUUACGAGCGGAGAACGGCAACUCCGUUAGAAAGAGAAGUGGCAGGGAAAAGGCUGUUUCAAGAAGGAGAAGAUGCCCGAGAUAAUGAAGGAAUGAGCCGUCCGGGAGCGAACCGGAAGGGUCCCUUGCCCUCAGAUGCAGGGUCCAGUAGCAGGGCUCCAAGUCGUCCCAGAGGACCCGCUAUCUCUCGAGCAGAGGUAGAUAAUGUUAGUAAACAAAUUGCUGUGCUGGGAAAGCAAAUUGAUGAACUUAAAAAAAGAGGAGAGAUAGUGGCACAUCACCGGAAUUCACCUUUUGCCAAUCAGAUCCUCAUUGAAACGGUGAAUCCCGGUUUUAGGAUGCCGGACCUCCCAAAAUAUGAUGGAACCCGGGAUCCACAAGAACAUAUAGCAGCCUUUGACAUGGUAAUGAACUUAUACGGGCAGGCCAAUUCCAUAAUGGCUAAACUGUUCGUUACUACAUUGACAGGAAAAGCCCAGGAAUGGUUUAUGAACUUGCCACCGGGUAGUAUAGAGUCAUAUGAACAUCUGGUGCAGAAAUUCGCAUUCCAUUUUGCUUCCAAGAAAAAGCAGAAGAGAUCGGCCACGCAUUUAUUUACCAUCCGUCAAGGAGAGAGUGAGAGCCUGAAAAACUUCAUGGGACGUUUUAAUAAUGAAACGUUGGAGGUGCAGGAUCUUAGGAUAGACAUGAUGACGAGUAUCUUAAUCCAUGGAUUGAAAAAAGGAGUCUUUGCCUCGGCUUUAGCACGGGACCCGCCCGUCGAUACAGAGCAGUUGAUGGCAAUGGCACAAAAAUAUAUUGAUGAAGAAGAGAUGAAUGCCAUGAAGGAUGAGGAGUGGAGAGUUGCCACAGAACGGGCAAGAGAUGGAAGAUUCGCUAGAGAUCGGGAUGUGCGACCAAAAAAGGAGAGGGAGAAGGAGCCACCCUACCAGCCGAAAUAUAGCAGGUACACUCCUUUAAAUAUGACCAGGGCCAAAGCUCUCAUGAUGGUAGAAAAGGAUAAGAUAUUGAUGUGGCCGAAGCAUACAAGGGUUACUCCAGCCAAAAGAAACUCGAACAAGUACUGCCGGUUUCAUCGAGAGAGAGGGCAUGAUACCGAAGAGUGCUAUCAACUGAAAGAUGAGAUAGAGCGAUUGGUGCGACAAGGGUAUUUUCGGAGACAUAAUCCCCAUAAUUUUGAAAGAAGACAUGAUCGCAGAGGCAGAUCGAGAAGUAGAGAUCAUAGAUCAAAUUGGGCAGAAGAUCGAAGGAACCAGACGAUGGCGGAGAAUGCGCCUGUGAAAGGCGUCAUCCACACCAUUGCUGGGGGAUCAGAGGGAUGGUCGAGAAGAGCUAGAAGAAAAUUUGAGAGGGAGACUAGGUGGGAGCGGCGUAGGCAAGGGGUACACACGACAAGCAACCCUGAGAUCGUGUUCGGAGAUCAGGAUGCUGGGACCAGGAUCGUGACAGAUAAUGAUCCAAUGGUGAUACGAAUGGACAUAGCAAAUUUUACAGUCCACAAGGUUCUGAUAGAUAACGGGAGUUCAGCAGAUAUAAUAUUUAAGGAAGUGUUGAAUAAGAUGGGACUUGAUAAUAUAAGGUUGGAACCAGUAAAUAUUCCCUUGGUAGGAUUUGGGGGAAGCGAGGUCGCAUCACUUGGGACAGUGGAGUUACCUGUAUCUUUGGGAGAAGAACCAAAACGCAAAACGUUGAUGGUAAAAUUUUUAGUUGUUGAUAUGCCUUUUGCUUACAAUGUUAUCCUGGGGAGACCUGGGCUUAACUCUUUCAGGGCGGUGGUAUCAACGUAUCACCUCAAGAUGAAGUUCCCCACUAUAUCGGGGAUAGGGGAGGUCGUGUGCGAUCAGAUCGAAGCCAAAAGGUGUUAUAAUUUAUCAGAAAAGAAAAGAAAGCCUCAGAGUAUGAAGAAAGAAGACUGGCAGACACUGAAAGCAGGGAGGAUAGAACCAGUUGACCAGAAAGAAGUGGAGUUGAUACAGGGAGACCCGACCAAGGUCACCAAGAUAGGAACCAACUUGGGGCAGUUCGAAGGAGCGAUGGUUACUUUUCUAAGGUGUAAUGUGGAUAUGUUUGCAUGGGACCCGUCCGAUUUUCGGGGUAUAAACCCGGAGGUGAUGGUACAUAGACUAAAUGCGGACCCAUCCAUGCGACCUGUCCAACAGAAGAAGCGAACCUUUGGAGCCGAGAAAAACGCGAUCAUUGAAGGAGAGGUAAAUAAAUUGCUUAAAGCAGGGUAUGUGUCCGAGGUACAGUACACGGAUUGGUUGGCUAAUGUGGUCGUGGUGCCGAAACCAGGCGGUAAGUGGAGAAUGUGUACAGACUUUACGGAUCUCAACAAGGCAUGUCCGAAAGACCCCUACCCAUUACCGAGGAUUGAUAUCCUAGUCGAUUCGACGGCUGGAUAUAGGACAUUUUCCAUGAUGGAUGCGUAUCAGGGAUAUCAUCAGAUUUUUAUGGCACCCGAAGAUCGAAUAAAAACCUCCUUUGUAACUGACCGUGGGAUUUAUUGUUAUAAUGUUAUGCCUUUUGGAUUGAAAAAUGCAGGGGCAACGUAUCAAAGGUUGGUUAACAAGAUGUUUGCUCAGCAGAUAGGAAAAACCAUGGAGGUGUAUGUGGAUGAUAUGCUGGUUAAAAGUCAACACCCAGAGGAACAUUUGGAGCAUUUGAAGGCAGCCUUUGCGAUCAUGAGAGAACAUGGGAUGAAGCUAAAUCCCAGCAAAUGUACAUUCGGUGUAGAUGGAGGCAAAUUUCUCGGAUACAUGGUUAGCGAACGUGGUAUUGAGGCUAACCCAGAAAAGAUAGAAGCCAUACUGAAUCUGAAGUCUCCUACAUCCAUCAAAGAAGUUCAAAAGUUGACAGGUAGAAUUGCUUCUCUUAAUCGCUUCAUUUCUAGGUCGGCAGAUCGCAAUUUACAUUUCUUUAAAAUAUUGAGGAAAGUAAAAGGGUUUAAGUGGACCGAGGAAUGCGAGCAAGCUUUUCAAGAGUUAAAAAUUUAUUUGAGAUCGCCGCCUCUCUUGGCGAACCCUAGAGAAGGGGAUGUGUUAUAUCUUUACUUGGCUGUUUCUAAUGAUGCGGUUAGUUCGGUAUUGACAAAAGAAGAGGGAAAGGUUCAGAACCCGGUGUAUUAUGUGAGUAAGAUGUUGCAAGGAGCAGAAACUAGAUAUGCGGAGAUCGAAAAGUUAGCAUUGGCGGUUGUGGUGACGGCCAGGAAGCUAAGGCCAUACUUUCAAUCGCAUCGAAUAGUGGUAAGAACUAAUCAUCCACUCCGAAACAUUCUUACUCGACCAGAGGCUUCGGGUAGAAUGAUAAAAUGGGCGGUCGAAUUGGGAGAAUUCGACAUCACUUAUCAGGCUCGAACGGCAGAAAAAGCUCAGGUAGUGGCGGAUUUCAUGGUGGAGAUAUCUAGUGCUCAAAAAUGUACAGAAACAUGGAUGUUGCAUGUGGAUGGAUCCUCCAAUGCAAACAAUGGCGGAGCAGGAAUAUUGAUCGAAGGACCAGGAGGCAUGGAGAUCGAGGUCGCUGUUCGGCUGUCUUUUCCCGUUACGAAUAAUGAAGCUGAAUACGAAGCCUUACUCCUAGGUUUGGAAUUAGCAUUGGAAGCUGGAGCACAUAUUCUCGAAGUUUACACUGACUCGCAGCUAGUCGCUAUGCAGGUGGAGGGAAUAUAUGAAACUAAAGAAAGAUCUAUGGCAGAUUAUCUGAAGAAAGCAAAGGAGAGGAUGCAGAAAUUCUCCAAAUGCAAUAUCCAGCAAAUCCCCAGGAGCGAGAAUGAAAGAGCCGAUACGUUAUCAAAAUUGGGGGCUACGCUAGCAGGAAUAAAGGACAGAAAAAUCACGGUGAUGGUAAAGGAGCGAUCCGCGAUCUCAGAAGUGAUCGAAACCCAUGUAGUGACUCCAAGAUGUCUGUGGAUAGAAGAUAUAUCGACAUACCUGAGGGAAGGGAUCUUGCCUACUGAUGCGGGGCAGGCAAGACGCAUUAAGUUCAAAGCUCCAAGGUUUACCUUAAUAGGGACCCAAUUGUAUAAAAGAACAAUUGAAGGACCCCUCCUCAAAUGCUUAGAGGACGCCCAAGCCAGGUAUGUUCUACAGGAAAUCCAUGAAGGGAACUGCGGAAAUCAUUCGGGAGCCAGAUCCUUAGCCCAGAAAGUAACCCGACAGGGAUACUUCUGGCCCACAAUGAUGAAAGACUGCAAGGAGUUUGUACGCAGAUGUGAGAAGUGCCAGAAGUUUGCUUCACAAAUCCACACCCAUGCGGUACCGAUGACCCCAGUUCCAAUCACAUGCCCAUUCGAUCAAUGGGGUAUAGACAUAAUGGGGCCUUUUCCUCCAGCUCGAGCUCAGAAGAAGUUUGUCAUAGUCGCUGUGGAAUACUUUUCAAAAUGGGUGGAGGCAGAAGCGGUCUCAAAAAUCACGGAAAAGGAAGCAAUAAAUUUUAUAUGGAAGAACAUAAUCUGCAGAUUUGGGAUACCUCGGGUGCUGAUAUCCGAUAAUGGAACCCAAUUUCAAGGAAGGAAAAUAACGGCGUGGCUACAGGAACUGAAGAUACAGCAAAAUUUCACGGCGGUCGGACAUCCCCAAUCGAAUGGUCAAACGGAGGUCACAAAUAGAACCAUAUUACAGCAUCUAAAAGCCAGGCUGAGAUCGAAGACAGAAUGGAGCGAGGAACUCCCAGGAGUACUAUGGGCUUAUAGAACAACCCCUAGAAGCUCAACAGGUGAGACCCCAUUUUCUUUAGUUUAUGGUUCUGAAGCUGUAAUUCCUGCAGAGAUAGGAGAAGAAUCGCAAAGGAUUGCAAACUUCGAUCCACAGACAAAUGGAGGACAGCGAGCAUUCGACCUGGACAUACUGGAAGAAAAAAGAGAGGCAGCAAGAAUCAGGAUGUUGCACCAUAAGAGCUUAAUGCUGAAAGGUCAUAAUAGAUGCGUGAAACCCAGGUCGUUACAGGUUGGAGAUAUGGUAUUAAGGAAAGUGGAAGUUUCGAAGCAUGUGGGAAAACUCGACCCCAACUGGGAAGGGCCUUUCAAGGUUGUUGAGAUCGUCGGAAAAGGGACAUACAAGCUGCAAGACGCUCACGGCAGCGAAGUACCCAGGCCAUGGAACAUACAGAAUCUCAAGAAAUUCUAUGUUUGA